Molecule: messenger RNA, 5111 nt
Organism: Lutra lutra (Eurasian river otter)
Lineage: Eukaryota; Metazoa; Chordata; Mammalia; Carnivora; Mustelidae
Gene: PLEKHG3
Product: pleckstrin homology and RhoGEF domain containing G3
Exons: 20
Coding region: 365-4471 (1368 amino acids)
Molecular function (GO): guanyl-nucleotide exchange factor activity
Source: RefSeq, a predicted model, not a curated record
UCCCUCCCUCCGCAGCUCCGGCCCCGCUCGCCCGGCCCCGACUUCCUGCCGGGCUCUGGGAAGGCGCGCGCGGGCUGGGGUCCCGGGGGGCCGCGUCAGCAGCUGGCCGCAACCCGGACCGCGGAGGGGCCGGACCGUGGGCGGGAGCGGCCGGCAGCCUCAGCCCCUGCGGAGAGCGACUUUCAAACUCGCGCCUGCGUCGCGGCCGCACCUGAGCAGCCUCGCGCGCCGAGCGUGCGGGACCCGGCGGGGCGGCGACCGCGCGGGUGGCUUUACUGUGUGGCAGAUCUUGACUUGCAUCCUCUCCAUUUUGGGGACCAGUCAGAACCUCCCUGGAGUGCCCUCGCCAGGCAGCGAUGCCAGGAUGCCCGUCUCUGCCUCCCUCUGCCAGGAUGGCAGCCAGGAGCGACCGGUGAGCCUGACCUCGAGCACGUCCUCAUCGGGCUCCUCCCGUGACAGCCGCGGGGCCAUGGAGGAGCCCAGUGGCUCCGGGGCAUCGGCCGAGAAUGGGGCAGGCUCCCCGCGCAGCUGGCAUCCCCCCAACGGUAACACCAGCUCCAGCAGCUGGUUGAGCGGGAGGGGGCCGCUGUCCCCAUUCGGCGGACGGGCCCCGGCAGCCCCAGUGCACAAGCUCAGCUACCUGGGCCGCGUGGUGCGGGAGAUCGUGGAGACGGAGCGGAUGUACGUGCAGGACCUGCGCAGCAUCGUGGAGGACUACCUCUUGAAGAUCAUCGACACACCUGGGCUGCUGAAACCGGAACAAGUCAGCGCCCUCUUUGGGAACAUAGAAAACAUUUAUGCGCUGAACAGCCAGCUACUCCGAGACCUGGACAGCUGCAACAGUGACCCUGUGGCUGUGGCCAGCUGCUUUGUGGAAAGGAGUCAAGAGUUUGAUAUCUACACACAGUAUUGCAACAACUACCCCAACUCAGUGGCCGCCCUGACCGAGUGCAUGCGGGACAAGCAGCAGGCCAAGUUCUUCCGGGAGCGGCAGGAGCUCCUCCAGCACUCUCUGCCCCUGGGCUCCUACUUGCUGAAGCCCGUGCAGCGCAUCCUCAAGUACCACCUGCUACUGCAGGAAAUCGCCAAACAUUUUGAUGAAGAAGAGGAUGGCUUCGAGGUGGUGGAGGACGCCAUCGACACCAUGACCUGUGUGGCUUGGUACAUCAAUGACAUGAAGAGGAGGCACGAGCACGCGGUCCGGCUCCAGGAGAUUCAGUCGCUGCUCAUCAACUGGAAGGGGCCAGACCUGACCAUCUAUGGGGAGCUCGUCCUGGAGGGCACGUUCCGUGUGCACCGCGUGCGCAACGAGAGGACCUUCUUCCUCUUCGACAAAGCGCUGCUCAUCACCAAGAAGCGGGGCGAUCACUUUGUCUACAAGGGUCAUAUCCCGUGCUCCUCCCUGAUGCUGAUCGAAAGCACCAGAGACUCCCUGUGCUUCACUGUCACCCACUACAAGCACAGCAAGCAGCAGUACAACAUCCAGGCCAAAACAGCAGAGGAGAAACGGAGCUGGACUCACCACAUUAAGAGGCUCAUCCUGGAGAACCACCACACCACCAUCCCGCAGAAGGCCAAGGAAGCCAUCUUGGAAAUGGAUUCCUACUAUCCCAGUCGGUACCGCUGCAGCCCAGAGCGCCUGAAGAAGGCCUGGUCUUCCCAGGACGAGGUGUCCACCCACGCGCGACAGGGGCGUCGACAGUCUGAGCCUGGUCAGCCCUCGUUCCUCCGGGCCACACUCCCCAGCAGGCAGCGAGGCUUCAUGGAGCCAGGCCUUAAUGGCCGUAGGAAGUCGGAGCCAACCAGACACCUGCUGAGGCAAUUCAGCGAGAAAGCAGGUGCAGUCAGAGCAGCAGGAAUGAAGCAUGCAGGCAGUGCCGGUGCUCUCCUGGACUUUGGGCGGCCUCCUCGUGCUCAGGGUGUGCAGCUGGAGGCUGAAGGGGCUGCCCGGGAGCAGGAGGAGGAGGAGGAGGAGGAGGAAGAGGAGGUGGUGGUGGAGGAGGAGGAGGAGGAACGGGCCUUUCAGGUGUCUCUGGAGGACCUGGCAGGGCAUGAAGGCAGCGAGAAGGGGGCCAGGCUGGAGCCCCCAGGCUCGGAGGAGGAGGAGGAGGAGGAGGAGGAGAGCCUGGCAGUGGCGGAGCAGGUAGCCGACUUUGCCAGCUCGCUGCUGGCCGCCCUCCACUGCUGGCACUAUCGGGCCAACGCUUUACUUUUCUCCCGGGGCGCUAUGGAGAAGGGGCGCAGGGAGUCCGAAGGCCCCCAGAGCUGUAGAAGGUCCAGCGGCCGGUCUCCAACAAAUGCUGAGAAGUGCGUGAGCUUCGAGUCCACUUCUCCCCGGCCAGAGGUUGAACCAGAUCCUGAGCCUGAGCUGGAGCAGGAAGUAUUUGUCGCCAUGGAAGUUCCUAGCACUGAGGAGGUGCCCUCAGACACGGAGUCUCCAGAAGUCCUGGAAACACAGCUUGGUGCCCACCAGGAGCUGCUGGGGCUGGACCCCCCGGGUGACAUGGUGGGCUUCGUGGUGGCCGAGAGCACCGAGGACCUUAAGGCUCUGAGCAGUGAGGAGGAGGAGGACAUGGGGCCCACACCGGACACGGAGAGCCUCCUGCCGCCCUCUGUGCUGGACCAGGCCAGCGUCAUUGCCGAGCGCUUCGCCAGCAGCUUCUCUCGGCGGAGCAGCCUGGCACUGGAGGACGGCAAGGCCAGCGGCUUCGGGAGCCCAAGGCUGGCGAGCCGCAGCAGCAGUGUGCUCAGCCUCGAGGGCAGCGACAAGGGCCCUGUCCGACCCGGCAGCACUACGGACCCCCUCAGCUCGCAGCCACCCCCUGAGGUGGACAGCACUGCGGGAGUGGCCAUGGACAGUGGCCCUUCGGUCAAUGGGAUGGAGCCCCUGAGCCCAGGCUGCCCAGCAGAGCCCGACAGGCCUUCCUGCAAGAGGAAGGCAUCGACCCUCUCCACCCGAGACCGGCUGUUGCUGGACAAAAUCAAGAGCUACUAUGAAAGUGCAGAGCACCGUGAUGCAGGCUUUAGCGUCCGGCGCCGGGAGAGCCUCUCCUACAUCCCCAAGGGGCUGGUGAGAAACUCUGUUUCCAGAUUCAACAGCCUUCCCAGGCCAGACCCAGAGCCCAUGGCUCUGCCGGGGCAUAAGAGGCAGGUGGGCUCCCAGCCGCCUUCAUGGGCUCUGUGCGACCUCCCGGGAGCCGGCCAGGCUAGUGCUGGGGAGUCAGCUCCUAUCACAGAUGCUGAGUUCCGGCCGUCUUCGGAAAUCGUAAAGAUCUGGGAGGGAAUGGAGUCUUCCAGGGAGAGCUCUCUGCAGGGGCCUGGCCAAGGCCAGGCCAAUGGUUUUGACCUGCACGAGCCCCUCUUUAUCCUGGAGGAGCACGAGCUGGGGGCCAUCACUGAGGAGUCGGCCACCGCCUCCCCUGAGAGUGCCUCCCCCACGGAGCAGCCCAGCCCGGCCCACCUGGCCCGGGAGCUGAAGGAGCUGGUGAAGGAGCUGAGCAGCAGCGUCCAGGGGGAGCUGGUGACUCCACUGCACCCCCGCAUCGUACAGCUCUCCCACGUGAUGGAUGGCCCCAUGAGCGAGCGAGUCAAGAACAAGGUCUACCAGCUGGCCCGCCAGUACAGCCUCCGCAUCAAGAGCAAGUCUGUGACAGCCAGGCCUCCUCUCCAGUGGGGAAAGGCGGCUCCCACCAUUCCUUGCCUGCAGGAGGAGGCCGGAGCACCCUCAGGCAGCAGAGGUAAGAGAAAGCCGGUGCUGUCCCUCCUCAGCGAUGAGCAGAUGGUGGCCCCGGAGCACAGCCCGCCCAAGCCUGGCUCUCCUCGGCAUUUCUCCUUCAGCCCCACUACUGCCAGCCCGAGGACCACCUCGCCUGGGGCCCGGCCUUCCUCUCGAAGCCCCCUCAGCCCCUUUGACACUGAGACCUUCACCUGGCCUGAUGUCCGAGAGCUCUGCUCCAAGUAUGCCUCCCACGACGAGGCAUUCCAGGCCGAGGGCAGCCGGCACCGCGGCCUGCCUGUCAACCGCAGCCGCUCGGCACCCGAGAACAUGGUGGAGCCCCCUCUGGCGGGCAGGGUGGGCCGCUGCUGCAGUGUGGGUGCCAGGAGGGGCCAGGGGGGCUCAGAGGCCGCCCAGCCUGAGCCUCCUGGGAGGUUGCCCCAAAGCAGGCCGGUUGGAGAGGAGGCCCUGUAUGUCACGGCGGACCUCACCCUGGAGAACAACCAGCGGGUGAUUGUCAUGGAGAAGGCGCCCCUGCCCUGCCCCGUUGGGGGACUGGAGGAGGGCAGUGGUCAGGGACCACACACACCAGUAGCCACAGAGGGACAGGGCCUGGAUUUCCAGGAGUCUGGAAUUUCCAGGAGUCCAGAGUAUUGGCAAAAGGAAGAGAGUCCCAGGGACCCAGCGGACCCAGGCCAGCAGGGCAGAGUGAGAAACCUGCGGGAGAAAUUCCAGGCCUUGAACUCCGUAGGUUGACUCUGAGUCCUGGGAGAGGGAGGAGCUGUGCAACGGAGGGCGCAGAGGAACCUUGCUGGGCUUGCCCACAAGCCUGGCCUCCCCGGGCUCACAUAAGCCCCUGAAAGAAUGGGCUGGUGUGCUCAGCCAGUGCCUUCACCUGCUGGGAACGGCCUGGUGCUCCCCGGGGCUCGUGGUGACUUUCAUAGGGCCAGGGGAGCCCUGCUACCCACCCAGGCCAGUGUGGCCACUUCCCUUGUAUAUAGUUCUUGUCUAGUAAGAAGCCGAGUAUUUAAGCUGUCCUCUUCCCAGGGGAGUAAGCCGUGCUCCGGCCUCCAUUGUCGGGCUGACCACUGCCAGGCUGAGGAGCCCACCCAGGGGAGCGGUGGAAGUGGCCCGGGGAGGCUUUGCUCUUUAGUUGUGCCUUCUCUUAGGAUCCAGGCAGGAACAAGGCCCAUAAUUUAUUGUUUCCCAUUCUGUGGUGCAUUUGCGCACAUGUCUGUGAGUGUGUGUUCUCCGGUUGUUGAUUCCUCUCCCGUGAAGAAUGUCAUGGAUUCUGUUCAGGUACUUUUGUAGGUUGUCUUGCUGACCCUGUGGUUGUCGCUCAUGUACAUACAUUUCAUUAUUUGCCAACGGUGCAAUAACGCUGCUCACCAACCAA